AUGUCAAUAGCUAAAUUAAAAUUUAAUAGACUUGAACUACUUUCACUUAAUUGUCGGAAAUUUGUUGUUCCUCGAAAGGUCAGAAAAACUCUUUUUACACACAGGCUGUGGAAACCAAGUAAAGAACGAGGGUGGUUUAAUAAAAUAACUCGCUGUUUGCUCAAUGAAGCUAAAUCUGAAUGUGAAUCAGAUCAAUAUUCAAAUAAAUGCCUCAAAAUUGCUGAAAUAAAUAUCAAUGGUCUCGGUAAAAAGUAUACAUUCGUGAAGGACAUAAUUACAGAUCACGAAAUUGAUAUCAUGGCAGUAUGUGAGAGUAGACAUUCAAGUUCAGAGGAUGUUGUCUUGCGCAGAAUGGUUCCUGAGGGUUAUUGUUGUCUGGAUGUUGCACGUAAGGUGAAUGAUGAUAAAGUGAUAAAAGGAAUUGCUCCUGUUGGUGGUGGUGUGGCCGUUGUUGUCAGAGAAAGCAUGAAACCAACAAUGAUUGAACUGGUUCAUGAUCUGAAGACUUUUGAAUAUAUAUGUAUAUCCCGCUUUCCAAAAAAAUUUAAACGAGUUUUACUUUUAAAUAUUUAUCGUCCGGGCUCUCAGCAGGUCACAAACUGUUUUUAUACUGAAAUUCAGUUGAUAUUUGAAGGUCUUGAAAUGCAACAUGGUCAUAUCAUUAUAACUGGUGAUCUAAAUAUUCAUUUCGAGGAUGAAACAAAUUCGCAUGACAUGCGUUUACUGACAUUGAUGGACGCUUUUGGGUACAAACAACAUGUCAUGUCUUCAACACAUGUUUUGGGAGGCACCCUUGAUGUUAUCAUUACGAAAGAGAAUGAAAUCAUAAAAACAGUUGACGUUCUCCCACCAACAUUGUCGGAUCAUGGACUGGUACUGGCUGAAUUUGUUAUAGCGGUAGAUAGAAGUAUUCCUGUUCUUACAAAGUUGAUUCGCAGUUUCAAAAAGUUUGAUAAACAAAUUUUCCAGAAGGAGUUGUUGGACAGUGAUUUAUGCUGUUUUUGCUCUGGACGCUCAACUGAGACAGCGAUUCUAAAGGUGAGAAUGACAGAAUAUAGAAACAUCACUCUGAGGGUAGAGAUUAUUAAAUCAUAA
Helobdella robusta is the source of this 1095-nucleotide messenger RNA. RefSeq lists its product as hypothetical. The transcript has 3 exons. Bases 1 to 1095 code for a protein of 364 amino acids. The record is from RefSeq and is a predicted model, not a curated record. NCBI's taxonomy places the organism in Eukaryota, Metazoa, Annelida, Clitellata, Rhynchobdellida, Glossiphoniidae. Gene Ontology annotation, molecular function: catalytic activity.